GCUACUGGCUGUUCAGAUCUGUCUCGUUUGAAGGCUAUUCUCUGACAGUUCAUCGUCCAUCGCUUUGCCAGGAUGAAGCUCUUGCCAACAGUGCUAGUAGUUUUGUCAAUUUUGGCUGUAACGUUCAUGGCAGACAGUAAGCAAAGCGGGCAGGGUUCAGAGAGUGGUCAAAGUAACAGUAGCAGUGCAGAGAGUGCGGAGAGUGGCGUGGAGAGCGGCGACAGCAGCGGCAGCGAGAGCGAAGAGAUAAAUCCCAAUUCAUGUACCAGGGAGGACCAAGGUACCUGCGCAGGUGACACAUUGGACCCAUGCUCCUGUCCCGAUGGGUUCAGCCGCUGUGCCGGCCGCUGCUAUGGUUUCGUCAACGAAACGGUCAACUUUACCGCAGCAGCGGAGAACUGCGCCGCCCUCGGGGCUCAUCUCGCCACGCCCAGGAGCGCGGAGGAGAACCUGUGCUAUUCGAAUGCCAGUUCGGGAUUUGUAUUGCGGUCCGGGUCCUGGAUGGGCUACCGUGGUAAUUCGAGCCUGGCUGCCUUCGUGGGAGAGGAUGGCUGUGGGCCGGUUGGUAAUUAUUCCAAUUUUUUUGUUGAACCAACUUCCUUCGAUGACAACCAAUGUGUCCUGACGAGUGACACCAGUGCAGAAGACGGAAAGGUUUGGAUGAACGUUCCCUGUGCUUUCAUCUCGGCUUUCGUAUGCCAGCUGGAGUUCUGCUACCGACCUGAGUGUGAGUAGAACUUCCACCGAAAGAGGAUCUGAUGGCCGCUACUGCUCCAUGUUUUCGUAGAAGCAAGACCAGAGGACAAGGAGACGGAUUUGACCGGCAGUGUUGUGUUGCCUCACUCUAAAUUGUCCACUUUACGGAUUUUCCGUGUUGAGACCUUCUAGUUUUUGACACUGCACUCAGGCUCGGAAAACCCUCUAUCUUACCGAUUGGUAUGUCAGAUAGGUACACAUUCUGUAGCUUAUUGCAUUUUUUUGGGGGGGAGGGGGCAAUUCAACUAUUUAGAGCACCUGCUUUGGCUGAGCUGAGAUGCACUGAUAUCCUACCUGUUACCGUGCUCUGUGGUUUUGUUUUAUCACUGUUUGUCUGGCUAUGUAUAAUAAAUGAGGUUAUCGGGACUCUGGUAAUCACUCAAAU
Molecule: messenger RNA, 1141 nt
Organism: Amphibalanus amphitrite
Lineage: Eukaryota; Metazoa; Arthropoda; Thecostraca; Balanomorpha; Balanidae
Product: snaclec botrocetin subunit beta-like
Exons: 3
Coding region: 73-735 (220 amino acids)
Source: RefSeq, a predicted model, not a curated record